UCUGCAUUUGAUUGAAUGUUGAGUUGAAUACUAAUUUAAAUUUUAGCAAUAGUGCAAUAAAUAAAUAACAGUUUUGCCAAAAUAGGUAAAUAGCUAACCGGAUGUACCGUUUGCAUUUGAUAAUAUUUAGCAGUGAUUUCAAUAUUGAGGACAGAAGGAUAUAAGAUUUUUAUUUAUUUCAGUAAUUUAUUAAAAAAAAAAAAAAUGAAGUAUAGCUAUAUUUCCACAUGGAUUAUUUUGCUAUAUCUAGAUCGGAGUUAUUCACAGUUGAAUCCUUGUUCUGGACAGAUCGUUGGCGAGAGUAACCCCCAAGGCGGAUCGCUGGGUCAAACUAACAGAUAUUUCCUCGUAUGUGAUGCGAGUUAUACGUUCGAUUGUUGUGGUUUGAUAAACAGGUGGCUUUAUAAAGCGGAAGUUGCAGCAGCGGUUGAGUUACAGGUAUGGCGACCUACUACGACCGGAAACUAUCGACUUAUCGGCUCGACUGCACAUACUGCCACAUCAGCAAAUGAAGAUGUGGAUUUUACUGUUACAACUCAAUACCUUGUGAAGCCAGAUGAUUGCAUAGGGUGGUAUGCUGCUGGGCCUGAAGUAGUUGGCAAUAGAAAUACUGGAACUAUAGUUCCUGGCAAGUAUCAAGCUGCAGGCUCCGUCAAUACUGCUACGGAUGUAGACUGGUCUGGUACGUCUACUGCAUCCAGGGAAUGGGGAAUAGGGGCACACGUUGUAAGAUCCACGAAUCCAACAUUCUCCGGGCCAGCUGUCGGUACUAUAUUAAAUACGGCCGCAGUAAAUGAUCUCGUUGAAACAGUAACAUUUAUUGACGUCGAUAAUGCGGACGAGCUUGUAUUGACAAUGACAGACACGUAUUUUUAUCUAUCUGACAACGGCGAUGGAACGGCAUCAAUUUUUGUGAAGACUUCGCUGACUGGUCAGGAUGGGACUAGAACUUUGAGUAUUACCGCUACAGAUCUCUGUGAGCAAACUGUGACGGCUACUGUUGUGAUUACUAUUACAAAUAUACCGCCAAUACUCAGCGGUCUUUCAAGUUCUACUUCUACACCCGAAUGCAUCACUUCGGAAGUUAUCCUUUCAACAUUCACAUGUAGCGACACUUCUGGAAUUGCUGACGUGUCAAUAUCAGUUUCUCCUGCAAACAACUCAUCUUUUUUCUUCACAAACCUUACUGGCGUAGCUACCGAUGAAUAUGGGCUAUAUGCACGGUCGCAGGUCAGUGCCUCGCUGGGACAAUUCAAUUAUUUUAGUCAACGAGAUUAUACAAUAACAGUUGUCUGUGAUGAUAGACUGGACAGUGUCAGUGAGAAUAUAACAGUUAAUCUCAUACCGAACGCGCCUCCAGUAAUCAAUAAUCUACCAGGGACAGGGACAUUACUCACUGUAAAUACGUCUACCACGCCUGGCACCAUAGUUUUUACAGUUGAUUAUACCGAUCCCGAGGACAAUACGGUCAACGUUACCUUUACCGCAGAUCCUUCAGAUUGUCCAUUUGCAGUUUUAAACUCGGGCGAUGUGAUUGUACUUGAUACAAUAACUACGUUCAGCUCCUCUGCAUGUAACAUCCUUGUUGGCGUGGCCGACAAAAGAAACUCCGGCAUUAGCAGGACCCUGAGUAUCAUUUUGAACGUGGUUACAGAGGCAACCACAUCAUCUACUUCCGACAGAUACAAAACAUUUUUUGAUGACACACGGAAUAUUAUUUGGUUCGUGCUACUAAUGGUACUUCUCGCAAUUACGGCUGUUGUGACACUAUUUGUCUGUUGUAACUACGUCUGUAUGCCAUCCUGCUGCAAAUGCCCAUGUGUAGGCGGAAAGAGAAGGUUUGGCUCGAAACCGCGUCAUAUUCAAAGGGGAUACACAACACCUCCAACGAAGCCUAAGAGACCAAAUGAUUCACAAAUGAUGUCCGUUCGCCCGCCUCCUCCAAAAGCACAUGGUUGGGAAAAAGAUGUGGACAGAUAUUAAAUUUCUAACGAGAGCGAGUGAAACUGGAACCCUUUCAAUACAUUUAUUUGCUAUAAGAAUUAAUUGUAUCCAGUUUGUUUUAUGUUUGCAUGUUUGAGUGUUAUUCAUACAUGCUGCAAUGAAAGUAAUUAUUUAAAGGUAACUGUAACAUUACAAUAAGUAUGAGCAUCAGUGAAUUGACAUUAUGAACAUAAAUUCCUUAAAAUAACGUUACCUGUGACAGAUUUGUUUUACGGUUAUUUAUCAACAUUCACUAUAUAGAUGUAUAAUUAUUUCUGUUAGGUGUGCAGAACGAAGAAUUUGUUAUAUAUGUUGUUCAUGGCACAGCUAUUUUGAUUACAGUUUCAGAAAUUCCCAUUCAUUUUUAGUAUUUUCAAUUUCAUGUUCAGUAAUUUCCAUUAUAAAUUCAGUAAUCAUUCAUAUAACAAUUGUAUUUCGAUCAUGUUUACAAUUUUAGUGAUUUUUCAUGUGCAAAACAUAUUCAGAGUAGCUAUGAAUGAGUAGCUAUUUGAGGUGAGAACGUUCUUAAAAAUUUGAGACGCAUUUUAAGUAACCAAGUCUAUUUUGUUGUUUCAGCACAAUACACAAUGCAUUUUAUCAGUGAGCUUCUUUAGUUGAAUGCAUUAAAUAAAACACUUACUUCAUGUAAAACCGGGCAAAUUCCAAAUUUAUGUACCUGACAAAGGUGAUAUUCAUCUCACCAUCAAUAGCUGUUAUUUAUAUGAGCUGCGCCUUAAGAAAACCAACAUAGUGCGUUUGUGACCAGCAUGGAUCCAGACCAGCCUGCGCAUCCGCACAGUCUGGUCAGGCUCCAUGCUGUUCGCUUUCAAAUCCUACUGCAAUUAGAGAAACAGCAAACAACGUGGAUCCUGACCAGACUGCGCGGAUACGCAGGCUGGACUGGAUCCAUGCUGAUUGCAAACGCACUAUGUUGGUAUUCUCAUGAGAAAGUAUGGUAAUGACACGUUUUAAGACAUAUAUCUCUUUUGAGUUGUGUCGAUAAAUUGAUUGAAAGAAUAAAACAAAACUACUUACAUGUAAUAUACAACCAUCUUCACGACAGUAAACUUCAGUCUAUUUUAGAAUUUUAAUUCGAGUAAAAUAGAGGCAAUUAUAUUUUCAAACGUAUACAAACGCAUACUAUUAACCUUACUUAGUACAAUAUAUCAAAUAAAUUUGUUAGUGAUCACAAGCAAUUUCGUGUGACUUUUAGCAACGGAAAACAAUAAAGGCACACUUAAAAUGUUUUAUUUUAAGGAGAGUACAACUGUAAGCUAAUAUAGCUUUCUGUUCAAUUCCCCAACAAUUAUUUUUUUAAUGAAUGAAGAAUUGCUGAAUCAAAAAUAUACCCAGUUUCCUUUACAUAGGUUACUGACCGUUCCAAGGCGAGGCUGUGCCCCCAUUUUCAACUUUCUGCCUGUCUUGUAUUUUGUGUUGCGUACUAGCAUUUAGGAGUAACCAGUCGCUUUUAUUAAUAUAUUUGAAAGGUUACUGGAAUGAACCACUUCAGUAAAGUGGUACCCUACCUUAUUUAUAUCUUAUUUCUAUAAUAAAUAUUUAAAUGACUGCCUCCUUCGACAAUUAGACGCCGUGUGCAGUGAUAAGCGUGACGGCUUUAGAAUCUAACUUUUGUGAGUUCGAAUUCCAACGGAAAUCAAUACUUUUUUUUCAUUUUAUAUUUUGCUAACAUACAUUUUAAAAUGAUGAUAAUGUUAAAUAUGUGUUUGAAUUGCAUUACUUGUAUCAUUUUGCUUUUUUUCGCAUAUAAUAUAGGUUUUACAAAUAUCUUCUUGAUUGUGAAUUAUUCAACAUAGUUGACAUAUCUCUUUACAAUUUGGUCACUCAACUAACUGAUGACACUGAUUCGGAGGAAACCGACACCGCCAGCGAGUGUGAGGAUGCUCCAUUGGACGCGUGUGUUUGAAAUAUAUUGAAUGUAUUGAAAUUGUAUGAAUGAAAGUAAAAAUGAAAUUGAAAUGAUGAAAUAAAAUGAAAUAAUAAUAAUAAACAUGAAAAAUAUAAAUAAAACAAAUUCAAUCAUCAACCAAAUCGCCCUGUGUGGGAUUCGAACCCACAGCCUCCUAAUCGCAAAAGUUAAAUGACUAGCAAGAUUCCUCAAUUCUACCAACUGGGCUACCGAGGGAAUUUCGAUAUAUACAUUAUUGGAAAUAUAUUUAUAGUUUUAAAUAAGUCGAAUAUCUUUCAAACUCUUAUUUAAUCAAAACACUGAUAGUACUGAUGGGUCGGGACAAUUCAGCUAUAUUUAAUAAUCUCCAGGGUUCAUACAGAAAUCUGGGAACUUAAUUCAAGGACUUUCCAAGGACAAAUUGGCAUUUUCAAGGACCUGUACGGCGCUCCAUUUUUUAGACUGUUACAGUUUUUCUUUGGUGUUUAUACUUUGAAAAACAUUUAUCAAACUAUUUAAACCAUAAAUAUUGUUCAAAACUUUCGCUAUUUCGAAUUUACAUAAGCUAUCAGCUUGUUUUCCAAUCCAUGUAUUUGACAUGUAAAAAUUUGUUGUACAUGUUAUGUGUAUAUUGCUUCAAAAAUAAAAUAUUGUUUAAACUAAAA
Molecule: messenger RNA, 4554 nt
Organism: Mercenaria mercenaria
Lineage: Eukaryota; Metazoa; Mollusca; Bivalvia; Venerida; Veneridae
Exons: 15
Coding region: 205-1983 (592 amino acids)
Cellular component (GO): membrane
Molecular function (GO): calcium ion binding
Source: RefSeq, a predicted model, not a curated record